This is a messenger RNA of Oldenlandia corymbosa var. corymbosa, 2028 nucleotides long. NCBI's taxonomy places the organism in Eukaryota, Viridiplantae, Streptophyta, Magnoliopsida, Gentianales, Rubiaceae. The record is from the annotation of a GenBank genome assembly.
CUUUUAUUCAUUUAUUUUUUUUGAGCAUUCUGUUUAUAUGGCCCAGCGACAAAGACUUUAUUAUUCUCCCCGUAGAAAUCAAAACAGGGCUGUGACAGUCACCUACGACGGCGGAGGGAAGGGGAGUUCUCUGGUGUUACCGUUCCGUCAAAGCUUAGCUGCUUGAGCCCUCAAUUUAAUUGACUUCAAAACUGCUUCACCCUCCUAAGUGGUAUUCCAAAAGUCAAUAAGCAGAACCAAAUCGAGAGAAAGCUAUUAUGGGUUUUGCUCAGCUGGUAAUUGGUCCUGCUGGAAGUGGGAAGUCCACUUAUUGCUCUAGUUUGUACAAACACUGUGAAACUGUCGGACGGCAAAUGCACAUUGUGAACUUAGACCCUGCUGCUGAACAUUUUGACUAUCCCAUUGCCAUGGACAUAAGGGAGCUCAUUUCUUUGGAAGAUGUUAUGGAGGAACUUGGCCUUGGUCCUAAUGGUGGCCUUCUUUAUUGCAUGGAGCAUCUUGAAGAGAACUUGGAUGAUUGGCUAACGGAAGAACUGGAUAACUACUUAGAUGAUGACUAUUUAGUUUUCGACUGCCCAGGUCAGAUAGAACUGUUUUCACAUGUUCCUGUCCUGAAGAACUUUGUGGAGCAUCUACAGCGAAAAAAUUUCAAUGUUUGUGUUGUGUACUUGCUUGAUUCACAGUUCAUUACAGAUGUGACCAAAUUUAUUAGUGGUUGUAUGGCAUCGCUUUCGGCUAUGGUGCAACUUGAACUUCCGCAUGUUAAUAUUCUCUCCAAGAUGGACCUUGUGACAAACAAAAAGGAUAUUGAAAAUUAUUUGAAUCCUGAGCCUCAGACAUUGUUGCCUGAGUUGAAUCGACGGAUGGCUCCACAGUUUGAGAAGCUUAACAAAUCUUUAAUUGAAUUGGUGGAUCAGUAUAGCAUGGUCAGCUUUUUACCUCUUGAUCUGAGAAAAGAACGCAGCAUAGAGUACAUCUUGGCACAAAUUGAUAACUGCAUUCAGUAUGGAGAAGAUGCUGAUGUGAAGAUUAAGGAUUUUGAUCCAGAGGAUGAUUGAAGCUUUAUAUCUAUAACGUUUUAUAUCCCGUCAAAGCUCGGAGUAGUUUGCUCAAUCUCAAGUGCAGCACUGGGCCACGAUGCAUCAUUCAACUUGUGGUUUGACUCACAAUCUUAUUGUCAAUUCCGAUGUUCUUAGUAUCCCUAUGUCUAAAGCUUUGAUGCAUGAAGGCUCUCUAAAGCUUUGAUGCAAUCGGUGUGCUAGUUACUUCUUAUAAUGGAAUGUUGCACUUGUGGUCCGUCUGUGAUGUUUGUGUCAAAAAUUGUUUCUAGCUCCAAUCCCUGCUGACUUUAUAAUACAUUUGUAAAGUUACGUAGUCUAGAGUGCCUCCAAUUUCGUGACUAGUUGUAGUGCCAGAUGGAAUAAGUUAUCAUAACGGGAGAAGAAGAAAGUGACCCUAAAUGAUGAUAAGAGCCCAAACAGCUUUUGAUCCAACUUGCCAGAAGGCAAAAGAAGUGCAAUAACAAGAAACGUAUAAGAAUGUGCGAUCAGAUUAGAAUGAGGUCAUUUCAUGGUCUAUAAAUCUAGCCAUUUGAAUCGAUCUUAUCUUCUACUUCGACAAACGUUGUACAGGUAGGUACUUUUAGGUUGGGGACUUUUUCUCCUGUUCAAUAGCUAGACAGAAGUAGCUGUCCCCUCGAUUACCAGAAGAUCAAAUCAGCUCAAUUUGUGUUUGGUUCUAGAUUAUCUUUCGAUUAAUUUUGAGCUAAGUAAUGAUAAUUUCCCCACGGCAGUGACCAUUCAUUAUAUUUUCUUUACCUAAAGUAGGAUGACCAAAGAUGUCUCCUCCUGAAAGUGACCUCUCCAAUAUUUUAGCUUAAAAUUGUGCUUGAAACAUUACAUCUUAUGUAUUUAGUCGUUCAUUCUCUCUAAUUUCUAUAAUUCACCCAAUUCCCCCAGUCUCUAGAUCAGGGAGGUUUUUUUUUUUUUUUUUGCUGAAGAAAAACCCUUCUCAUAUAUUUCUUUCAAU